UGCAAACUCGAAGGUGCAUUCUAAAAGGAUGUAUUAGUGACGCGUCACGAUCAAUCAACAAAUAACGCAAAUAUAUUAGUAUCUCGCAACUGGACGUUCAUUAGCAAGGAUUUUUUUUUCUCGUCCCUCGGAGCGUCUAACGAAUUACAAGGAUGCCUUCCUAUGAAAUGUCAAAGGAUUCUGCGAACGUGCCUAAAGAGGAUUGCGUAAAGAUACACGUACAGCCAGGUACGCAGGAUUUUCGUAAGAACGCGCAAACAAACGGCAAGCCAACACCCGUCAAUUAUGCGAACAUUGUUCAGCAGACACGCGAUGCGUUUAAUAGCGGCAAAACACGACCAUUGGAAUGGAGAGUCAAGCAACUGAAACAAGUGAUACGUAUGCUAAAGGAAACUUCCUCCGAUAUUAUAGCAGCACUCGCCUCAGACUUGCGCAGAAAUAAACAUGAAACGAUUAUGCUGGAAAUCAAUUAUAUGAUCGAAGAGAUCAGCUACAUGCUUAUGCACAUUAAAGAAUGGGCGUCGCCAGAUAAGCCACCGAAGGGACUGGCAAACCUGUUCGAUGGAUUGGAAAUUCGGAAGGACCCUUACGGAGUUGUAUUGGUCAUUGGUGCGUGGAAUUAUCCUCUUCAACUGACCAUACUACCUAUGGUCGGCGCCAUAGCUGCUGGAAAUUGCGUGAUAGCGAAACCAUCCGAGGUGGCACCGGCUACGGCGCAAUAUGUGUGUGACACCCUUCCAAAAUACAUAGAUAUGGAAUGUUGCCGCGUAGUAACAGGAGGAAUUCCGGAAACGGCGGAACUACUCAAGGAACGUUUCGAUUAUAUCUUUUACACCGGAUCCACCAUGGUGGGAAAAAUCGUGCGGGAAGCUGCCAACAAGUAUCUCACGCCCGUUACAUUAGAGCUGGGCGGCAAGAGCCCCGUAUACAUAGAUAACACAGUGGAUAUGAAUCUGGCGGUAAAACGUAUCUUGUGGGGCAAAUGCAUUAACGUUGGUCAAACGUGCAUCGCACCCGAUUACGUUCUGUGCACACCGGAGGUACAGGACAAAUUCAUCAAUGAGGCUAGAAAGAUCAUAAAGGAGUGGUACGGCGAAAAUCCACGAGAAAGCACCGACAUGGCGCGCAUAAUCACGGAUAAACAUUAUCAACGGCUUACCAGUUUCUUAAACGGCAAUAAUGGCAAGAUCGCGCUGGGCGGUGAUGUAAAUCCUAGGGAGAAAUACAUCGCGCCCACGGUACUGAUUGACGUCAAACCGACAGAUCCCAUUAUGCAGGAGGAAAUCUUUGGACCAAUAUUGCCUAUAAUAAAUAUUAAUAACGCGUACGAAGCAAUUAAAUUUAUCAAUAACGGAGAGAAGCCAUUAGUACUAUAUAUAUUUAGCCAAGAUAAAGGGACUAUAUCUGUGAUCAUUGAAAAUACAUCUAGUGGGGAUGUUCUUGUGAAUGAUACAAUGAUACAUGCGACAGUUGAGACUUUACCCUUCGGAGGGGUAGGAUAUUCCGGUAUGGGAGCCUACCAUGGAAAAUUCACAUAUGACACAUUUUCACAUCACAAGGGUUGCUUGAUCCGGAAUUAUAGCAAAAUUGCCGAAUUUCUGGCCAAGAAUCGCUUUCCACCUUAUAACGAUGGCAAGCUGAAGCUACUUACGAUGUUGCUAAAGAGAAGACCUGGCAUACCUGGCAUUAAGUACUUGCCAUAUCUCUUUAUGUUCGGUCUCGGCGUGAUUGCUACAGUCAUAGCCAAUGGUGCAUUGAAGGAAUAUAAUCACAUGGAGCAGCAAUAGUAAAGGAUUAAAAGUAACGCAGCCAAUAUCGAGAAUAGAAUGCAUUUGUCAAGUUACCGUACCUCUACACUUAUUAUAGCUGUGGCACAAUUUUGCAAUUAAUAUCUUUAUUCAAUGGAGAAUGUAAACAUUUCUGUAGAAUUUUUCUGGGUUUUAUACACAUAUUCUUUAUACAUUAUGUUAAAUAAUUCUUAUUGCGUAUACAUGCAACAGUUAUGUUCAAUCUUUUCGAGGAUUGAGAAGAGAAAAUAUUGUGUGUAAAAUAAAAGUUAUUAAAUAAUAACUAAUAAAUGUUAUAUAUUUUUA
Molecule: messenger RNA, 2093 nt
Organism: Ooceraea biroi (clonal raider ant)
Lineage: Eukaryota; Metazoa; Arthropoda; Insecta; Hymenoptera; Formicidae
Gene: Aldh-III
Product: Aldehyde dehydrogenase type III
Biological process (GO): aldehyde metabolic process
Cellular component (GO): cytoplasm
Molecular function (GO): aldehyde dehydrogenase (NAD+) activity
Source: RefSeq, a predicted model, not a curated record